CAAAAUUUCAUUCGUACGCACAUUCAUAGCGACAAUUACAACCCCAUAUUCAAAUAAUUCAACUAUUAUUAUAGUUCAUCUUUUCAAUUUGAUUUCUAAGAUUGAGAGAAAACGUGGUGUGUGUGUGGAUUGAUUCAUCAAAUUGAGAUUUUGAUAAGAGACUCGAUAAUCGAUGGAUCUGGAGGUUGUUGGUCGGCACGCCAUGCUGUUCGACGACGACGGCAUGGCGGCGUUCGUGAACUCACCGGAAGCUCUCGUCGAUUGGAAUUCUCUCUCAAUUGAUCGCUACGAUGUUCGCCACCUCCUCCCCGGUCCUAUUCCUCCUCGCCUCAAGCGCCGUCCUCUUCAUCCUUCUUCUUCUUCUUCCCUCGAAGCUGACCUCGAUCAUCAACGCUAUCUCGAUCUUCGUUCAUCUCCUUCUCACGAACAACCACAAGGUAACCUACUAAUUCAUUCAUUAUUCUGCUUUUAGUUUUUAUUAUUUCUUUUUUCUAUUCGGUUUAUUCGUCUUUUGAUUCUGUUACGGUUUAUUUUUGCGAAUUAGACUUCUCUUUUAUUUGGAGUUGCUUGUAUGUUAUUGUAUUUAUUGUUUUAAGUGGAUAUAUAUAUAUAUAUUAUGGUUUCGAUUCGAGAAUAGCUGUGAAGAUUGAUCGGUGAUCUUGCUUUAUGUUCAUCUCACGAGAGAAAUCCGUCGUUUGUUAAUUACUCAAUCAAGGCUCUGUUUGAAUAAUCAGCUAAAUUAAGUGUUUUGUAGCUUAACACUUACUACUAUGGAAUGAAAUAUAAGAAAAAAUUGUAAUUGAAAAGUUGAUGUAUCUGUUAAAAAUUAUAUUUCAUUGUGGAGGGAGUAUUAUAUAAGUGCUUAUACCUCAGCUACCAUUUUUAACAGGAUACAUCAACUUUCAGCCACCAUUUUUGCUUAUAUUUCAUUCUAGAGAGAGUAUUAUAUAAGUGCUUAUGUAUAAGAUAUUUCUAUAACAAAAAUAUAAAAUAAAGUUAAAGUGUUUUCAUAUAAGUUAUAAGUUGUUUUCAUUAGUUAUCAUGGAGAGCUUGUUUAUAGGUCUGUCAUAAGCUAUUUCCUCACGCUCUUUCAAACAAUCUCGUAAGUGUAUAUGCCAAUAGAUAAACUCAAAUAAGCCUAUUCAAACAGAGUCUAAAUGGAAGAUAGUCUGAUUAUUAAGGAUAGAAGAAGUUAUAGGAGAAUUUUAGGAAUAACUAUUAAACAGUUUUGCUGAAAUUUUUGUUUUUGGUAGCACAAACUUAGUGAAUAAGGCUUUAAGGCUUGGUUGUUAUGGGCUGUAGCUGCAAUAUUAGAAUGUUUCCUUAUUGGAUAAAAUGAUUGCAUCAACAUAUUCUAGUCUAAUGAUUAAUUGUAGAUCUAUCCUCUUUAUUGUUAUACUGAAGAGACUUAUAUUUUUAAUUUUAAACAUAUUGUGAAAAGGAAUCAUGGGUAAUUAAUUUCCCAAUAUUUGCUUUUGAAAGAAAUGAGCGUGAACAAGUCUUUUCAAUUGGUUCUCAUUUCUUGGACAUAUCCAUAUAUUUGCUUGAGAUAUGUUAUUUAGUUGAGGGCUUGAGGUAACUAGGUGAUUAAGCAAUGUUGCCUGCUUACUAUGAAGUCUGUUUUUCUGGUGGAUGUUAUGACAACUUUUUUACAACUUCCACCUAAGAGUAUGUUGAGUUUUUUGUGUGUACAACCACAAUCUCUACAUUUGCAGGAUGCAAUGUAAUAUGCUACAGUUCCUGUGUCAGACUACAAGUAAGGAUGUUUUCAAUUGGCUUCCAUUUUCUUUUAGUUUCUUUGGUGUUAGUGCUAUUACUGUUUUAGGUGAUGAUAUUAUUGUAGUUGAGAAUUAUAUGUGAUUCUGAUGAAGAUGUCACCUUCCUGUGUCUGUUUAGAUAAUGAUUCAGGUGCAAUGAAUUCAGCUGGCUAUCGUGCUGUUGCAUUUUCAUAUGAAAAUUUUAAUGUGUCCACUGAGACAAAGGACAAUGAUACUGAGUCUGGUUUCCGUCCUAAUUUUCCAGUACCAGAAAGCUUACUUCAUAACCUGUUUCAGAUGCUUGGAGCAUAGACGAAGUUCUUGUGACUCAAGGUAGCCAUUCACAGGCACCUUUUUUUCCUUUUGAUGUCAUGAAAAGGGGCCGUGCAGGUGGGAUUAGGAUGGUAGAAAUUCGUUGAUUCUUUACCUCUUGAGAGAAAAUGGGAUGAAACAUAUCUUGAUAAAGCUCUGUAUCUUGAUCUUUAUGAUUAUUCAAGUAUAUAUGAGCCUCCAAAUGAAAAAAUACAUCAGAUUAUUUCAAGGACGGCAAUGUUUGUCAGCAAACAUGGAAGCCAAUCCGAAAUUAUUCUGAGGGUGAAACAAGGAGAUAAUCCAACAUUUGGGUUCCUGAUGCCUGAUCAUCCUAUUCAUCCAUAUUUUAGGUUUCUUGUUGAUCAUCAAGAACUUCUGAAAGUUGACAAAGAUGAUGGAGACUCAACUUUGGACAAGAAUAGAAGUCAGGGGCUGGAUCAAACAGGUGGUGCUUUGUCUUUGCUUGGAUCUGUCUAUGGAUCUGGAGAGGAUGAGGAUGGUACAACUGAAAGUACUAGCGACCUUGAGAGAAACACACAUGUGGGAGCUGUUGAUACUGCUACUACUUAUGCUUCUCCUGGGAUAGAACAGGCAGAAUCUUCUUCAGAUGCAAUCAAAAAGGACAGAAGCAUUUCUAAAAACUCAAUUCCUUUGAAAGAAAAAGUUCCUGUUAUAAAGCGGAAUCAAUCUAUUAGUAAUGUUAAGACAGCAACUUCAGCUAAGGCAAAAACAGGUGAUGCCCCGGAUUCAGGGUCUAGUGGUGCAAACAAAUCACAGACUUUUGUCCCUAGUACUGCUAAGAUUGAACUGCCUGUUGUUGAACCUCCAUCUGACAUAAAGAGAGUUAUUGAGAGGAUAGUUGAGUUCAUCGUAAAAAAUGGCAGACAAUUUGAGGCUGUUCUUGCUGAACAGGAUCGUGCUCAUGGAAGGUUCCCAUUUCUUCUGCCGUCUAAUCGAUAUCAUUCUUACUAUCUGAAAGUUCUUCAAACUGCUGAAGAAGAGUCUAAGUUACCAGGCAAGGGCUACCAGAAGCACAACCCAGCGGGUCGUGCAGGGGAUACUAACACUGCUGUACACGAAGAAAACGACAGUCUUUCAAUUGGAUCUAUGGAUUCUGACCUACCAAAUGACAUGGAUCGGAAAGAGAAAUUCAAAAUGAUUAUUGGCAAGUCAAAGAAGGAUGGUCAAGAUCCUACACUCAAAAACAGCCAAUCUCAAACCACAAUUAGCAUGGAUGCGGCGGCAACUGCAGCUAUUCUUCAGGCGGCUACUAGGGGUAUUAAAAAUCCCAAGUUAGAAUUUUUUACUAAGACGUCAAGUGGAAAUGGUGGGAAUUUGUCGAGCUCUGGGAGUUUGCAUUCAUCUCAACUGCAGGGUUUUGUUCAACAUCGCAAUCUGAAUUUGGAAGGUAGAGCUUCUGUGCCUGUUGCCAAGGCAAUUGCAGAAACAGUAGCUAUUGCAGCAGCAGGUGAGGCAGACUCCUCUGAAGCACAUAUGACUAAAGAGCAAAAGCUUAAGGCAGAGAGAUUGAAACGAGCAAAGAUGUUUGCAGCCAUGAUUAAAAGUGGAGUUGGAGCAUUUAAAAGUGAACUGCCACGAGCUUUAUCUGUUGAGCCACCAGGCUCUGGACUUUCAGGUUCAGAUGCCGAGGUUGGAAAUUUUGCGGGUAAAGAAAGGGAAGGAAGUUCUGUUCCAUUUGAUGCUGAUAACUCAGAUAAAAGUCACAUGUCUGAGGCAAAGCUUUCUGAUGAUAAUUCAGAUAGAAGUCACAAAUCUGAGGUGAAACUUGCUAUUGAUAAUAAUAAUGAAAGGCGAUCAAAAAGAAAGUACCGCUCAAGGUCCAGUAAACACGAAGAGGAGGAGGAGGAGGAGGAAGUAGAAGAAAAUAAAGAAGAUAUAAGGGAUCACAAACGAUCCAGAAAAAAGCAUCGAUCGCAUAGAUCUUCACACAGAAGUCGGGAUAGGGAUGCAGACAGAGAAAGGGACAGAAACAAGCGGAAGCACAAGAGAAGAGAUUCCUCCUCCAAAGACAAGUAUUCAUAUAGGGAGAGUAAGCAUGACAGCUCCUCCGAUGAUGAGCAUCAACACUUGAGGCAUCAUCGUAAAUAUGAUAGCUCCUCUGAUGAAAAGCACCACUCUUCUCGACGACAACAUGAGCAUAGACAUUCACAAUCACCAGACUGUGAGCAUAGACAUUCGCGUAAACAUUAUAGUUCAUCUGAUGACGAGGAGCAUAGGCACCGAAACAGAAAUACAAAGCAUAAGAGCAGAUCUCAUGCAGAAAGAGAGGUAGAGUUGGAGGAGGGUGAGAUAGUGAAAUCAGACAAGUCACAAGCAAGUGAGCUUGGGAGGGGUAGCAGAGAGGCUUCUGUAGGAUUAUCUAAGUCUACAAAGGCACCAUCUCAAUCACCUGAAGUAACUGAUGUUUCCGAUGAGCUUAGAGCCAAAAUCAGAGCCAUGUUGAUGGCUAAUAUGUAAAAGCAACAUUAGACUCAUAAUGGCAUUGUUUAUUCUCGUUGACAUCAUAUUUCCUUUGUUCACAAGGUAGAAAUCAUUUAUGUUAAAUUAUUGCUAGUAUUUUCAA
Cicer arietinum (chickpea) is the source of this 4653-nucleotide messenger RNA. RefSeq lists its product as uncharacterized. Gene Ontology annotation, molecular function: RNA binding. Gene Ontology annotation, biological process: RNA processing; mRNA 5'-splice site recognition. The record is from RefSeq and is a predicted model, not a curated record. NCBI's taxonomy places the organism in Eukaryota, Viridiplantae, Streptophyta, Magnoliopsida, Fabales, Fabaceae.